Messenger RNA from Penicillium brasilianum, 1517 nucleotides. The record is from the annotation of a GenBank genome assembly. Lineage: Eukaryota; Fungi; Ascomycota; Eurotiomycetes; Eurotiales; Aspergillaceae.
GCCAGUCAAGCUCAGCCCCCAAAAAGGCUGACGUCUAUGUAUUUUGCAUUGACUUAGGCCCCCCGAGGAGACCAAUCCCGACUGAUGCACUGCCAGGCUAUACCCACAGACUCUCCCGGAAGGUACUUUGCGGUGGGACUCACUAAAACCGAAUAGAAUCCGACAUGGUCAACCAAUGAUCGCAAGCUCCUUGGAGUGGAAAAGACAUUCUUGGAGACGAAAGGCUAAAAAUGGUUCUUUAUUCAUUUUCGAGCAAUAGAAUAUCUUCUUUGGCCCCAAAUCGCGGAGACAUUGUCGGACACUUUCUUCAGCUUGGCACCAUUCUCACUCUUUCCUAUGAGUACCUAGUACUCUAUCAAUGAUACAUGAAAAGAUAUAAAUAUCGGCUCCUACUCAAGCAUUUCAUUGCAAUCCAAUUCAGCAUUUAAAUCUCUUCAAAAGCCGAACAAGUCCGUGAUCCAAUCUUCUUGUUGGAUAUAUAUGUCACUUCAUCGACUACGCGCACUUUCCCAAUCAUUCAGACCCAUCAUGGCCUCCCAAUCCACCUUAGAAUCACACGCGAAGGACUGGGAGAAGUUCUUCAAAGAUGACAAGUUUGUCAAGCAGUACAAGACUGGCGAGCAUGUAACUGGCCAAUUUGCCAAAUCCCUCAUCGACCAAAGUGGCUUGGUCGCGAACUCCAAGGCCAACCCUGACUUGCCUCUGGUGGUGCUUGAUAGUGCCUGUGGCACUGGGAUUGUCUCGAGUAUCCUGCAGCACGAACUAGAGGAUCACGUCAAGAGUCGCUUGAAAUUAAUCUGUGGAGACAUUUCGCAGGGCAUGUUGGACUAUGUUAACCAUCGUGUUGGCAAGGAAAAUUGGCAGAACGUUGAAGUCAAGACUGUUGAUGUGCAAGACUCGGGGCUUCCCAGCUCAUACUUUACGCAUGUCAUCGCUUCCUUUGUUUUCAUGGCACUCCCUAAGUCACUGGAUGCUCUUGACGAUUGCACUCGAAUUUUGCAACCAGGAGGUACCAUUGCUUUCGCAACAUGGAUAGAGCCUGGCUGGGUCUCUGUCACGAAAAAGGCCAUCGAGACCAUUCCAGGGAACUUACCUUUCCCCACCCCGCAGGAAUUCAUCGAGUCCUUGAAUACUGGCAAAUGGAACUCCGUAUCUUGGAUUGAAACUCAAUUGAAGGAGCGCGGCUUCGAAGAUAUCAACGUGCGCCCCGUCACCAAGUCCAUCUCUAUCAUGGUCCCAGAAUUCGUGGAAAUGAACACGUUGAUGCUUUCCAUGGUGUCCAAGGUAUUCUGGACAGAGAAACAGCGCGAGGAAGACACGGACAAGGUCCGCCCAGCGCUGGAGCGGUACCUGGAGACCACUUAUGGAAAGGAAGGAGAUAUUCUGAUGGAGUGGACGGCUAUCAUCUCUACGGCUCGCAAGCCAAAUUAGCAUAUGAUCACCACCAGGGCCGCGCUGGAUGUAUAGCUUCCAAAUUGUGCGUUGAAAUUCAAGACAACUUAUGGUCACUGCUCCAC